CUUCUAUUUUGAAACAGCGCUAGCCUGUCGCCGGAAUUCCCGCAGAGUCUGUCUGUCUGUCUCUCUCUCUCUGUGCCUGUCCGGCCUUUCUGCCACGGCCACCGUCAAGGCAUUCAUUCAUUCAAUCAUUCACCGAGCAUCUAUCCAUCUUCUCAUCUUCUCCACAUAAUCAGCGUCUAGUCCUCGCGCCGUUGCAAACUCUAUAUUGAACUGGCCGUCCCAACUUGCUGCACAUUGUCAUCAUCAUCUUCACCACGUUCCUCGCCAUGCUUGCCCUCUAAUUUCCUCAUCAAUCUCAUUUUUUCGUCUUCCUUCAGAAUUUUCCCGCUUCACUAGCAAAGUGUAUUUCACAUGCAGGCUUGUCCCAACAUCCAUCUCCACAUGGGUACAUAGGUACAUUCGAGGUUCAGAUGGGCGUCUUCCAGAAACGGACGAGCAACGUACCCCCUGAGCCAAUCACUCGGCCUAGCGCCCGUCGACUCGAGUUCGAUUCGGGUCUGGAAGGCUUACACAGUACAGUGCACCGCCUGGCAGCACAGCACAGCGCACCAAGCCGACCAUGUCAUUUGUACAUCCAUUCCGAGCUUCAUGGCCAGAGCCAGACAUGGAAAUGGGUCACCAGAAUACAACCUCCUUUUCUCGGCUGUUCGGCAUCUCUGUUCAUGGCACGGAGCAACUGUACAAUAGGACUCUGAUCCUAUCGUCCAGAUGUAGCCAUGUGCGAUAUGCAAGAAUUGCACACGCAGUACAGACAGGCGCCUCUCAGCUGCCAUGCCCUUGCAAGUACCCAUGUAACCAUGUACCUUUCGUACCGGUGCAAUCCCGACCGGACUUUGGUGGCACAUGUCCGUCCGCGUCAAGGCGAAAUCCCCAACCAACUGUGCCGUUGGACACGCAGCCAACGUCCCAAUGCCUGAAACAGUACAUAAAAACCAGCGCAGUUUUUCUGCUCCAAAAUUCCCUUAGCAUCCACUCAACGACGAUGAAUAUUCAAUUCCCUCGACCCGAGCGGCCCCAGGGGCCGUUCGACUUGCAAGCCGCAAGCCGCCGCUGCCAGACCAGUAGGACCCUUGCUCCACGUCGCCUUAGUCCGCGUGCCUUAGUCAUUUCUUGA
This is a messenger RNA of Periconia digitata, 1114 nucleotides long. Lineage: Eukaryota; Fungi; Ascomycota; Dothideomycetes; Pleosporales; Periconiaceae. The record is from the annotation of a GenBank genome assembly.